AAGCGUCGUCGACAAACGCGCGCGCGGUAACUCUGUUGGCGGGAAUUUUGACAAAUGUCAUAUCGUACGUAACAAGUGAUAAAAUUAUUGGUGAUCUGAUAAGUGUGUUUCAGUGUUGUUUCGCAAGUUUACUAUUGAGAAAACUUAUAAGAUAACUGCUGAAGUGCUGUGUUAAAUUUUAAACGGCUUUUCGUGAAUAUUACGCACAGAUAGGCUCACGAGGCGGAACCGACGUCACGCCAGAAGCGAUACGUCAUCCAAGAUCACGGAUCGUGGGAAGGUGUACCGUGGAAAUGUGGCCUUGGACUUGUGAGCUGAGAGCGUCGUGAGAAGAUGACCAGUCACAGUAAUCGGACGAGAAAGCAAAAAGAUACUUGAACGAUUAAAAAUGAUCCUGCAGUGGUUGUCCAUAGGGAAAACUCUAUCUCUGUUGUUCGUAUUUUGGAUAAACAUUAACGAAAGCGAUGGAAAGAAACAGAAGACACCAAUAUGUCCUGUGGGCUUUCAGUUAGCCUUUACGAAGCAGAAAGAGGAACCAAUAUGUUACAGAAAAAAGGGUCCCGAAGUGUUCGCGGAUAUGUUCAACGAUUGUGUUGGCAAUUUAUUUUCCUCAUCUUUGUACAACAGUUUGAAUAUUGCAAAUUUGAAUACAGUAAUAUGGACUGAAUAUAAGACGAUAUAUCCCGGUGGUCCUUUCAUAGACUGGUCUUACUCAAGUUCGAUCGGUCGGCUUUUAUUUUCAACUUAUGAUGUCAACUAUAAUCAAGAGCUAGGUCUACAUGAGGACUUAUGUUUAGUGAUAGACCCGGUCAGUAACUUUACGGCGACGAAAUGUGACGAGAAACAUUAUAGGUAUUGCUUUUUGAAGCCUUAUCCAGACGAAGAUGAAAUGACAGAUGAAGGUUGCGGUGAUCUGUGGGAAUCAUGGAGGUUCUCAAGUCCACGACCGACUUGCCUUUCGGUCUUGAGCGGUGUAAGCGGAGGUCCAGUCCGGGCGACGUGGCGACAAGCUCAGGAAUUAUGUGAGAAGAACGGUGGGUCGAUUCUGAACAGAGGCUGGAGGAAUGCGAACAAUCCGAUGUUCCAAGCGGCCGGGUACAGUAGGACGUAUCCAUUGGGCAUCAUUAUGAGUUCCGAUUUCUCUAUGUUAAGGUAUGAUGCAGAAGAUGAUCAUUGUGAGAUACCGGAAUCUGAAUGGAAUUUCGAAGACAACGUGCAUUCAGCAGACACCCUGCUCGGCUCUCUACACGACAACUUCUGGUAUCUUGUCAACAGUUCCUACAUAUUCUACGAUGUAAUUUGCGAAAGAUCUAUUCAGAUGAAAAAUAUUACGAUGAACGUUACACUCGAUAGGGAUAAUAAAUUGUUGUUACGAGUUAACGAUUCAUUACGAGAAAGCGACGUAUACUGCUUCUCCGACUCUGUGAUACACUACCCCACGAGGAUCAAGGUGCAUCGUGAAGACGAUACCAACGUGUUCGAGCUGAAGCCGAUAACUGACGGCUACUACUGGUGCGUCCACACCGAUACUGAGACCUAUCAAGUGGCAGAGUCCAACAAGGUUUUGUUCAUCAGAGAGAAGCAAUCCGUGGGAAAUGUUUACGCGACCAAAAUACGUUUGAAGAAACCAUAUAAUUUCGAAAAUUUGGAGAAAUCAUACAGACAAUGGUUGAAGAAGUUGAAGGAGUUUGUAUUCUAUCGUACGAAAUACACACAAAUUUAUGGAGAGGAAUCUCUUUACGCUAACGAUACUCAGAAAGUCUUAAAACAAUUUAAAUCAGUAACACCAGGACUAGAUUGGAAGGAUAAAGAGAUAAUACAUAAUUCGAAAAUAAAGAGGCUAUAUUUAGAUGGAAGAACGGCUUUGCUUCAUAUUGAACUGAACUCUGACAUGAUGCCAGUGAUGCCGGGCUGGUGGGAAGACAUGGAGGUGGAAUAUAUGAAGCCAGCAUAUUAUUGCAAAGGUUUCGAUUCGGUGCCGACUUUAAAAUUAGGUGAAUCUACGACAACUUCUAGUUGCCGAACUUAUCAGUGUGUGGGAGACUUCAACGAAGGUGUGCAGUGGGUGACCACAGCUACCGAGAGUUGUACGACAAGAACUCCACUCUGGGCUCAUACGACCAUACGCGUCCACACCAGCUCUCAAAAGGAUAUGGUCCAAUUGAUCAUGCCGACAGUAGUGCCUCGCGAUACUACACGACAAGAACAACCGCAUAUUCGCGAACCAGGCAGCGAAAGUUCAGAAGAAUCUACAGAAAAGUUUAGACCGAAGCCAACUCCGCCACCACCACCAACAACUACGGAACCGACGACAACAGAAUGUCAGACAGAAACGACAGAGGCUGUAUCCACUGAUACUCUUCCGCCAAUUACAACUGUUCCUACCACAGAAACGACGGAACAAACAACAGUUGUUGUAACAACGGAAAUGACUACUACGAAACCGCCAGAAGAACAGCUGCAGCAAAUUCUGGAAGACCUCGACCGACUGCUGAGUAACGAAACAGGGCCUAUUCUGGUGGAAAGCAUCGACCAAGUGUUUGAUCAGGUGGACGACCUCUUAAAUGUAGAAGACCAGCUCGAUAUCCCUGGGAACCUUCUACAUAUGCUGGACAAGCUUGGCUCUGCUGUAUACUUAAACGGUUCAAUCAAUGCAACCGCAGUUAGAGGCAACAUCGCCCUCGUGAUGGCGGACGCGAAGCCCAACAAUCCAGUCCGAGGGUUGAGGAUAGCCGCUAGCAAUGAAACUAGAUUCAAUAAAAAUUCAUUUGAAGUGCUCUCAGAAGAACUGAACUCUUCAACUCUGAACGUGGAGGACAACGAAGCGGUGGUGCACCUGCCGCAGUCUGUGGCGGAGUCCUCGCGAAGAAUCAGCUUCGUCGUGUUCCGCAACGACCGCGCCUUCGCCUCCGCACACCACAGACUCUCUGUCAACAGCAGAGUCCUCAGCGUCAAUGUUGAGAAUAUCACUCAGUUUGGACAUGGAGAGGUCGUUGAUAUUCAUAUCAACCCACUAACAAGGGACCCAGACAGAAACCUUAGCCGUGCCUGUGCCUAUUGGCACUUCGUCGAAGACGGCACCGGGUACUGGUCACAAGAAGGCUGCACCUUUAUCAGAGCCACACAGUCGGGGUUAAUGGAUACCUGCCGAUGCGAUCAUCUUACGCACUUUGCUGAAAUUCUCGUCCCCAGACCAGUGUUCUCACAGCGGGAUGAGGACAUCUUAGAAAUUCUAUCUAUUAUCGGAUGUUGUGUAUCACUCUUAGGUCUUUUAAUGGUAGGCUUGACAGCUGCAAUGUUCAGGACUUGGAGAAGAGACUACAGUAACAAGAUCUGGCUGCAGCUUUGUAUAGCUGUAUUUUUACUGGUUGUUUGUUUCUUAAUAGUUGUUUUUGCCAAGUUCAAUGAGUACAACGUGGGUUGUAUGUUGCUCGGGGUGGCUUUGCAUUACUCUGUAUUAGCAUCUUUCUGCUGGAUGUUAGUUGCAGCCGUUUUGUCUUACAGAAGACUGGUUUUGGUCUUUACGCGUGAUGCUUCUCACAAGCUGCUGCGGGCGUCGGCAUUUUCGUGGGGCGCCCCUUGCGCUGUCGUGGGUAUUCUUCUCUCAAUCUCCCCCCACUCCUAUGCGGGCCGAUUUGAAGAGAAGACGCCGAGUGGCGCAUUUUGUUAUCCUUCUGGUCUCGCUCUAUGGCUUGCGGUGUAUGCACCUAUAGUUAUCAUGUUGUUAGCUAACUGGACGCUAUUUUGUCUGAUAGUUCGUUCCGUGUUCGCAUCUAGAAGGAUUCAGAGGCACGGGGAUUCAAAUGAAGCUAUGCGCUGUGCCUCUGUCAGUUGUUUACUCGUGUUCCUUUUCGGUCUGCCCUGGAUAUUUGGUUUGUUUGCAUUUAAUAUAGUGGCUGCAUACCUUUUUACUUUUACGGUAACUUUCCAGGGAUUUAUACUGUUUUUAUUCUUUGUAUUAGGGAAUAAAAAGACUAGAGACUUGUGGUUAAAUAAGUUGAAGAUUACACAAACCCGCAAGGUGCCUGUGACUUCUUCUACUUACUCUAAUCGUAGCACAGGUGCUGGUUGGCGGGGUAACCCAGCAUUGAUGGACUCGAAAAAUUCUAAACCUAGAUCAUUAUCUUCUCCGGACGAUUCCAGAUUCUCUUGACAAAAGUCUAAGUCUAGAAGAUGCAACAAAAAAUAUGAAUGCUCUAUUCAGUUUUAACUAAAGUGAUUCCUUCACUAUAUUCGGUAGUUGUAGUAAAAUCUAGUCUUUUACUUCUGAGUAUGAAUUAUUGGCAACUAAUUGCAAGAUAUCUAGGUACAUUUGGGACCGUAUUUAGUUUAAAAAUGCACUAACUAAAUUAUGAAAAACAGUUUAUUAGGUUAAGGUAAACAAGAA
Papilio machaon (common yellow swallowtail) is the source of this 4387-nucleotide messenger RNA. Its product is annotated as adhesion G-protein coupled receptor G2. Gene Ontology annotation, biological process: adenylate cyclase-activating G protein-coupled receptor signaling pathway; cell surface receptor signaling pathway. The transcript has 11 exons. The coding region runs from base 389 to 4153 and encodes 1254 amino acids. The record is from RefSeq and is a predicted model, not a curated record. Gene Ontology annotation, molecular function: G protein-coupled receptor activity. NCBI's taxonomy places the organism in Eukaryota, Metazoa, Arthropoda, Insecta, Lepidoptera, Papilionidae. Gene Ontology annotation, cellular component: membrane.